Clavispora lusitaniae ATCC 42720 is the source of this 1989-nucleotide messenger RNA. RefSeq lists its product as uncharacterized. The record is from RefSeq and is a predicted model, not a curated record. NCBI's taxonomy places the organism in Eukaryota, Fungi, Ascomycota, Pichiomycetes, Serinales, Metschnikowiaceae.
AUGGUUGGUUUCCCCCAAAUACCGAAAAUCAGAGGCGAUACAGAUGACGACGCGUCGAUACACUUACAUAGUCAUGUCGGCCCUGCCAAACCGAUCCGAAAACGCAAUUAUGAUCAGCAGAUCAUGGCCAUCCUCAAUCGAAAACCGCAAAAUGCUUCAGAAGACGAAAGCGAGCUGGAAGAAGAAAUACUAAAUGACCAUUUCCGAAAGUUCACCAGUGAGCAGAAGGGGCACGUUUUUGAGUCUGAGGAUGAAGACACCCAAGUUGAGGAGGAGCGGAAAUCCCGCCUACGCCCAAAGCGGAAACAGCCUUCAAUUAAUAGAAGCACUGUUGUGCCAGCAAAGAAAACGGCAGUGAUCUCAUUGUACGACCCGAAAGUGCUUGGUUUUUUAUUGGGAGGGUUGGUUAUUCUUCUUCUAUGGCCGUUUCAACCUCAGAAUCGCAUAUCUCCAGAACCGCAAGAUUUAACAGGCGUGAAUGCCCGAAUUGGGAAAGCAGAAGAACGGAUCCUGGCCCUUGACGACCUUUCCAAAGCAUUGGCUAGCCAGAUUGACGCAGCACAAGCCAAGCAAGAUGCUUUCAUAAAUGUCUACUCUCAUGGCCUAGAAUCUGUUGAAAAACAACUUUCUUUACUUCAAAACUCCGUCUCUGGAAGCUCGGAAAAACUAGCCAGCAUAGGAAAGGAAGUCUCCGCGUAUAAAUCGAAAGUGGACAACAUGGAACUAGUAAAGGAAAAUCCUGAAGAGCUCCAAGCACGAUUAGAUGACUUAUCAAAACGGCUAUCCCGCCUUUCGCAGUUGCAUAAUGACAUUGAAGGCUUUAAACAAUCUAUAGUUGAUUCCCUAGUUCAAAAACUCCCUGAGCAUGUUCCGGUCUUUUUCAAAGACAACAAAAUCCACUAUCUUCCAGAGUUCCAAAAAUUUCUAUACGCCUUCAUCGAGAAACACGGUUCUGAAACGUUCCAUUUGACCUGGGACCAAUUUCUUAAAGAAAAUAACUCAAGCAUGCAAAAGUACAUCCAUGAGGUUCUCAAGAGCCCUAGCGUCAAACUUCUUACGAGAGAUGAUUUUGAAAAGUCUCUAAACGACAGACUUUCACAGCAAAGCGCUGCAUUCAACUCCAAGUUGAACAAAUUGAUAGAUAGCGUUGACCUCACAAGCAACUUCACAAGCUUUGAAACUCUUAAAAAGGCUAAUGACGUGAUGCUCGAAAACUUAGUCGAAACUGUGACCAAACGUUCGAUUAAAGUCAAUUAUGCUAAGUAUGGACUCGGAUCUAGAAUUUUGGGGUACUUAACAAGCACUGGGCUCGACAGUUAUCGGGAGAAAUCAAUCGCUCGGAUGAUAUUUUUGGGCUGGUAUGAUUACUUGACCUCCAAUGGAUUGCGGUCCCCUCAGAAUCUCAAGUAUAAUGCCAACAACAUCUUGGUUGACAAUGGAGACUACUGGCGAUGUGAAAAACAAAAGUGUUCUGUUGGCGUCCGCUUGCUGACACCAAUAGUUGUGACAGACUUGGUUUUCAAGAACCCUCUUGUUUCAAAACCAUCUAAAUUGCAUCUUCCUACGAAGGUUUCCAUCUACAUAAAGCCUCGGCGGAAGCAGCAAGUGUCAGAUUUGAAAGAGUAUUUGAUCAAGUUUCGGCCAGACUUUUUGGCUCCUCCAAAAAACAAGUAUUUGGCCAAGUUCUUCAAAAUCCAAGAGGUACAAUUGUCAGGCCAGUCCUCCCUGGAGUACAUCAAACUUCCGGUGAGCAUCAUUAACUUGAAAAUCCUAACACGGGACUUGUACUUGGAAAUUGAAAGCAAUGAAGGAAGUACAGGGUUGUGCAAUGUGAAAGUUUAUGGAAUCGAAGAGUUUUAUUCUCUAAAGUAUGCGGACGAGUUCGAGACUUUUCUUGAAAAAGCCCAGCAACAGGAAAAGAAACAUGAGGAGUUCCCCGUGUACGAUUCCUUGCGUGUUCUUGGUGACGACGACUACGUGUAUUCGUAA